CUUGAGGACCCUGACGUAGCAUGCCUGUCUGACACAACAUUAGCUCACAUGCUAACAGGCUAACAGGCUACCUAACAGUCAGAAAACAAAGACAAGAGCUUUAAAGAUGGCAGAAGUCAAAGUGAAGAAGGAGGCGAACCUGUCAGACCCCGCGGAGGUGGAGAACAGGAUCAAACAGCUGUGUCAGCAGUUCCCUCACGGUAUCACAGACCAGGUGAUUCAGAACGACAUGCCUCACCUGGAGCCUCAGCAGAGAGCCAUGGCCAUCAACAAGCUGCUGUCACUGGGUCAGCUGGACCUGCUGAGGAACAGCUCAGGUCUCCUGUACAGACUGAAGGACGGGCAGAGCGCCAGUAAGAUGAAAGGUUCAGACAACCAGGAGAAACUGGUUUAUCAGAUCAUCGAGGACGCAGGAAACAAAGGGAUCUGGAGCAGAGACAUCCGCUUUAAGAGUAACCUUCCUCUGACUGAGAUCAACAAGAUCCUGAAGAACCUGGAGAGCAAGAAACUCAUCAAAGCCGUCAAAUCUGUUGCCGCGUCUAAGAAGAAGGUGUACAUGCUGUACAACCUGCAGCCGGACCGCUCUGUGACGGGGGGCGCCUGGUACAGCGACCAGGACUUUGAGUCUGAGUUUGUUGAAGUUCUCAACCAGCAGUGCUUCAAGUUCCUGCAGAGCAAGGCUGAAGCAGCGAGAGACAGCAAACAGAGUCCCAUGGUUCAGAGGAACAGCUCCUUCGCCACCUCGCAUGAAGUCUGGAAGUACAUCUGUGAGCUGGGAAUCAGCAAGGUGGAUCUGUCCAUGGACGACAUCGAGACCAUCCUGAACACGCUGAUCUACGACGGGAAGGUGGAGAUGACCGUCAUCGCCGCCAAGGAGGGAACUGUAGGUAGCGUGGAUGGACAGAUGAAACUUUACCGUGGCGUCAACGCCGUCAUCCAACCCACCGGCCUCGUCAGGACGCCCUGCGGACUCUGCCCGGUGUUUGACGACUGUCACGAAGGAGGAGAAAUCUCUCCGUCCAACUGUAUCUACAUGACGGAGUGGUUGGACUUCUGACGGCUGCUCUCGUCUCUCUGUUCUUUUCUCUGUGAGGAAACUUUGACUCUAUUUUCCCGGCGCUCUGUGAUCCACCUCAGUUAUUUUUUGUAUUUAUUGCGAAGUUUAAUAAAAGCAGGAAUGAGAAAUGUGUCGUUGUGGCUUCAAACCUGAACUCAUGACAGCAGAGUGUGUGACAGUGUGUUGUUUGAUGUGGUGUACUGACCCUUUAAGUAUUCAGGACGUUUGUGGACUAAAUAAUGAAUGGAUAUGAGAACAGUCCCGACAGCAGCACUCAGGUAUGAGGCCGGUGUUCUCUGAUGCACUCUGAGUGUGUUUAUCCAAUCACAGCUCUCGUUAGUGUUUUCCAUCAGACAUGGUUAAAGUGCUCCAUCAGAGCGUAAUGGGCUCAGUGCUGACCGUCAGCACGGCUCACUUUACACAACAUGUUCUCAUGUUCUCAUAUUGACCGCUCAGGAACUCAGCUCCUGCUCAUCAGACACAAACACUCCACGCUUCCACCUGCUGGGUCUCUGCCAUAAAGACUACACUACCCAUCAGCCUCGGCAGCUCUCACCACUGAUGCGAUGCCACAGAAUCAGAGCCGUUCCUUUUCAUUGUUCUUGUCAAAACGUCCUCUGAUGGUUCCACUCAGACAUUUAACUGAACGAACAACAGACGACAGAUUAACGUCAAAAAUGAAAAGUUCAGCGUUCAGUUUCAGCGCCACAAAGAACGUUCUCUCAACAUUUCAUUCACCAGUGUACCUGUGUGGCUAUCUUCACAAAACCUCUGGAGAACGUUCCUUAAAUGUUCUACUGUCAAACGUUUUGAUAAUAUUAAAAGAACAUCCACAAAGACAAACAUAACGUCAGUGAUACAUGAGGAAAACCUUCCUGAGAACAAAUAUGAGAAACUUCCAGACAGCAAUAUUUGGUUUCAGGAAUGUUCUAGAAAUAAUCCAAAGUUUGGAGAAUCCCAACAAUCGUAACAUUCCCUUGACGUUUCCACGCUGAACUUGUUCUUGUCCUCUAAUUGUUCCAUUAACACCUUCGAGGAAUGUUCCCUCAGGGUUCCUGUGUGGUUCUGCUAAUGUCAGAAGAACAUCCUAGAGGAAUGUUUGGUUUUCAGGAACGUUCUUUGUUAAUUACUAAAGUUAAGACAAAAAGCAUUCCUGUAAUGUUCCCUCAAAGUUCCAGUGGUCGUAACUGAGAAUCUCUACGAACGCUCUCUUGUGGUUCCCCUAAACCACGUUCACGUUCUAAAGUUGAACUCAGCGAGCCGUGAGACAUUUGGGAACUAACAGAUGCUGUAAUAACCAAAAAGAUAAAUCUAGGAAAACUGUAUGAGAACCUUAUCUUACCUUAGUUUACAUAAAAACCCUCAGGGAACGGUCACUAAUGGUUCUUCUGUCGUUCCUUUUACGUCCAUGACAGCUUGUAUGCAACGUUCUACUGUUCUCUUACUCCAAUAGGAACGUUUUUUAAGGAAAUGAAAAAGUUGGAGUGAUCACAUGGAAAACUGUUAGUCCCCAAUAUUUGGUUGAAUACUCCUGUAACGUUCUCUUGGUGUUCCUAUGUGGUUUCUUUAACCUCCAGCUAAUGAGUGGAACCAUGCUCUUAGAACGUUCCAAUAAUCUGUGUUCUUCUAAUGUUAAAAGAACAUCCCAGGAACCACAUAAGAACAUCACAAAAAGAACACAUACUGUCGGUGGUUUUCAGGAAUGUUCUGUGAAUGUUGCUUUAAAGUUGAGGGUUCAUUCUCAUGGUUGCAAGUCUCGAAGGAUGUUCUCCACAGAGCGUUACAUAACAACCCUCAGACAACCGUCACUAAUGGUUCUUCUGUGGUUCCCUCUUUCUUCAUUAAGGUUCUUAAAUGCAACUUUCUAAAGUUCUCUAACUACACUAGAGCAUGGUUGAAACCACAGAAUGUGUUUGCAGCGUUGUCUGGUCCAUUUGUCCACGUCUAAACGAAGGAUCCGUUAUUAUUGUGAUUUUAAAUAUGUUGCUUUGUGCUGAGUAUUGUGAUAAAAUAUGUUGUGAUUUAUUACCUUUGUUCAGCUGUAAAUUUUGUCCCUGAAGGAAAAACUAAAAGUUUUCGGUCUGUUCAUCUCACGUCAGACAUUUUUGUUUGCAGCAGUAAAAUGUGUCUGUUGGACUGAAAAAGCUCCUCCUCAUAUCACUGCAGUCGACCACCUAAAGUUUAAUUUGUCAUAUUAAUAACUGUGUGUGAUGAUACGAAACUGCCACACAAAAAUAUUGUGAUACUUUGCUGUAUCAAUUUUCCUCGCCCCUGAUUAAUACUUCAUUACAUUAUUAUGCAGUGUGAUGUUUACUGUCGUUUGAAAUGCGGUUUGAUUCCUUCAAACCAAAACAUCAGCACUUUGGAUUUUGUUUUCACACUGGUGGUUUAUCACAGCUGCUAGAACACACACACAUCAGAACACUGGUUAGUGUGUCGGUUUUUAUCAGACGACAUUCAGUCAGCAAAAUUUAUUUCACUUUGAUGUCCCCAAAAACUGAAGGGAUCUCCACGAUCCUCCAUUUAAUGAAGGGAACGACCCAAAAAUUCUGAGGAAACAUGUUGUUGUGUUCUACCUGGUACCUGCGCACCUGUACUGACUGUGGCCCCGCCCCCAACACAUGAAAUCAAAACUCCGCCCCUGCAAGUUACAUUCACUCAGAGUCAGUGUCACAAGAUGGAAACACAGAAGGAAGUUGUUUCUACAUUUGGUAAUAGUCGGUCGGCAGCAUGAGAUUAAAUUAAAUUAAGACCCUUUUAGUGUCGGAGUCACGAUGACAUCACGAUGACAUCACAGUGACAUCAUGUUAUGAGCUGGAGGUGCAGCUGCCUCUCCCCCACAGGGCUGUAGGCUCCAUAGGAGUGUUAAAAUGUGUUUGUCUUGUUGUGUUAUUGGGAGCCAGAAUAGAAGGAGUCAUGGCUCAAAACCAGCCGCCACUGCCCGUCAACAAAAACAAAGACAACUAUGGUUAAAUGUGAUAAGACCAAAGGACUGGACGGAGGCCAUCAUCAAAAAUGCUCACAUGUGCAGCGCACACUUCAUAUCAGGUUAGGGAAAAAGUAUUUCCUGUUGUAGGGAUGAAUAAGGUUAUGUGUAUUAAGGGUUAUCAUGUCCACCUCAUCAGAAACUGGGGAGGGAUUAAGAGGAAGAUUGGAUUUCUCUGCAACGCUAACUUUUUAGCACAUUAGCUAACGUUAGCUUCCAUAGCAAAACAAACAAGUGUGGUCCUCCUUUGUAAGAUUGGCUUCCUGUGACAUCAUCCAUCCACUGAGUGAGAGCAUACGGGUCGGCCAGUCUGGUCCCGUUGGUCAGUGUUUACUUAUUCCAGUAACAC
Epinephelus fuscoguttatus (brown-marbled grouper) is the source of this 4392-nucleotide messenger RNA. It is a transcript of the gene polr3f, whose product is annotated as polymerase (RNA) III (DNA directed) polypeptide F. Gene Ontology annotation, cellular component: RNA polymerase III complex. The record is from RefSeq and is a predicted model, not a curated record. Lineage: Eukaryota; Metazoa; Chordata; Actinopteri; Perciformes; Serranidae. Bases 107 to 1057 code for a protein of 316 amino acids. The transcript is spliced from 9 exons. Gene Ontology annotation, biological process: transcription by RNA polymerase III.